Biomphalaria glabrata is the source of this 2392-nucleotide messenger RNA. Its product is annotated as piggyBac transposable element-derived protein 4-like. Bases 875 to 1672 code for a protein of 265 amino acids. The record is from RefSeq and is a predicted model, not a curated record. NCBI's taxonomy places the organism in Eukaryota, Metazoa, Mollusca, Gastropoda, Planorbidae. The transcript has a single exon.
UAACACAUUGAUGUACAUUUGGAUAAACAGCUAAGUACAUAUUUACCAGGGCAUUUUUAUAAUUAUAUGUUGUGCUAUUUCUUUAUAAGAUCUUUGGAUUUACAGGUUAAUUCAAAUCUUGGUUUGUAGGCUAAGUGAAAAUUAUGGUGUCAUUGGCUGUUUAACCAUUUGGCAACUAGAGUCGCCGGGAGUCGCCUCUACCGGUAGACAACUAGAGUCGCCGGGAGUCGCCGAUUUUAGGUUGUUUCGUUACCGGCGCUAUUUCGAGUUUUUAAUAAUUGAUUUUAUACCUUUUCUAACUCUGACAUUAGAGAGCGAUAACAGUGCUAUUUUUACAUGCUUAUUUGAUGAUACUAGCUUAAACGAUCGACUUUUUGUGAAUUUUUGAAAAUUGUCUUUUUUUUUUUGCCAUCGGGCGAAAAUGGAAGAUAUUUUGAGUAUGUUUAGAGACUAUACUGGAUACGAUUACGAAGGUAAUACACAAGUUUUAGAUCUAGAACCUGAAAAUAAUGAUAGGGAAAGUGAUAUUGACAUUUCAUUGGAGCCAUUUGGGUCCGAUUCUAGUGAUAGUGAAGAUGAAACUAGCCUAGAUCUAGUAGAUCUAAACAAUGACAGUGGAGAUUGGAGUGCUACUACUACUGAUGUUGUGGUAGAGAAUUUUACUGAAAUAUGUGGACCUACACAUGAUCUACCAUAUGAUGCUACUCCUUUUGAUUAUUUUAGCCUUCUAAUACCUGAAAACUUUUAUGAGCAUAUAGCUUAGCAAACUAACUUAUAUGCCAAUUAUCGUCAACAAAAAGAAGGCAAAGUCGACAGAGCAUGGCAGCCUACAACUGCUUCAGAAAUCAAGCUGCUGUUUCAUAUCUACAUUACUAUGGGUAUUCAUGUUUUACCUGAAUACAAAAUGUACUGGGCAUCAGAUGAACGCCUGAGAGUUGAUGGGGUGGCUGGUUCUAUGGGAAAGACAAGAUUUGAAAAACUAUCCCAGUAUUUUCACCUCAACGAUGCAACAACAUUUGUACCUCGAGGUCACCCUGGCCAUGAUCCCCUACACAAAGUCAGACCUUUUUUAGACCUAAUUAGGACUAAUAUUGCUACAAGAUUUGCUGCUGGCAAAAAUAUUAGCCUAGAUGAGGCAAUGAUACCUUUCAAUGGGAGACUCAUGUGGAAGCAGUACAUCAAAGGAAAACCUAACCCUUGGGGCAUCAAGGUCUGGUGCGCAACAGAUGCAUCUACGGGGUAUCUGUUGAAUUUCAGUAUUUAUACUAAAGUUGAGGAUCCUAUGCCUCAUGGAACUGGACAUUAUAUAGUUACUCAAUUAGGUGAAAGGUUUUUAGGAAAGAGACAUCAUUUCUUCUUUGACAAUUAUUUUAGCUCAGUUCAGUUAGCAGAGGACCUUUUGCGUCAGCAAACCUAUUGCUGUUCAACAAUAAGACCUAACAGAAAAGGUUGGCCUCUUGAUCUCAAACCCAAGGCAUUAAAAAAAUUUAAAAAGGGUGACGUCAUGGUUAGGCAGAAAGGGAAUCUCGUUGCUACAGCCUGGAAGGAUAAACGUUGUGUCACUCUAUUGAGUACCAACACCACUUCAGGUACCGCUGAAAUUACUCGCCGAGGACCAGGUGGCAACUUUCAAGUGAAAGUCCCAUCUGCUGUUAAUACCUACAACAAAUAAAUGGGAGGUGUUGACAGAUUUGAUCAGCUCUCAUCCUACUAUCCAGUAGGAAGGAAAUCUGUCAAAUGGUGGAGAUACAUUUUUCGAUUUCUCCUCCAGACUGCUGUCAUCAACAGCUGGAUCAUUUAUGCUACCUCUCACAGGCCCAGACCCAAAAGCCUAUCACUAGGACAUCUAGAGUUUCGGCUUGAGAUAAGCACAGCCCUUCUAAGGGAAACAUUGUUCGUAAAAGGAAGCAAAGUGAUCUCCAACCAUCAACUCAAGGAGUUGGCAUGAGUGAUCUUCUUGAGCAUAGGCUGAUUCGAAUGGUGGGAAACAAACGUGCCUGCCAUUGGUGUAUGAAGAACAAACAAUUUGGAAAAAGAAACAGAGCACAUGAAACUGUUUAUGGAUGUAAUCUCUGUCAAAUAAGACUCUGUAAAGGAGAAUGUUUCUCUAAAUUUCAUAACUCACUGACACUUCCAAGUCAUGUUUAACGUCAAGUGCUCCAUAAACAUUUUUUUUUGUUGUACUUUUGUCUUAUAUUGGCAUUAUUUUUGGUUUAUAUUAAACUUUAUCCAUUUGUCUUUAAUCUUUCAAAAUUUGACUUAAUUUGCUUCAUUAGUUUUUUUUUCUGUGAAUUUUUAAAAAACAUAUGUUGUCAAAAAUACGGAGUUAUGCCCCUUUUGUUAGGGAUGGGACAGUUAUUGGUAGGCAACUGCAUAGUGAUGAAAGGGUUAA